UAAUUUCGGAAACUGCCUGUAGAAUCGGUUUCAUUUUCAGUACUUUCUGACAACAUCGAUAAGCCAGCGCCAUAGCGGCAGCGCGUUUUUGCAUAGGUUGCAUCUUAAUCUUCUAUUGCCUUCUAUGAGCCAACAGUUCUCUCUACUCGUUGAGUUUUUGUUGUAAGUACCAAACUUUCGCGCAGGAAUUAGGACAGUGUUUCAUCUCACAACAUCUUCGUCACAUCCUCAGUUCUUUGUGCCAGUACUGCAGCAGGCCCAGUUGCACUGGCACUGCUCUUAAUACAUUUACAUCCACCGCUCCACCCUCUAGUCAAACGACCAUUAUCUAAAAGCCGUCGUGGCGCGACCAUGGGCAAUCAGCAAGCCUGUUGUUCGGGGCGGCAGAAGGAGGAUGGGACGACCGGGUAUUACUCCACCGAAACCGACCUGCCGCCGUCCUACCGCCGGUCCUCCGCCGCGCAGAUGGGCGCGAGCAACCAGUCCUACCAAUUUAGCUCCAUGGCCGGUACUAUCCACUGCGUGCAAAAGUAUCGUACUCGUAUGAAUUGCAGGCAUGCAUGACAAAUCUGGUUUCCUACCCAAAUCUGCAUUACAGAUUCCAAUUUUCUUCCUGAUAAAAUUUGUCAUGCGAUUUAUACUAGUACGAUAGUACUUUUGCAAUGCAUAGGUACUGCUAUGCCAAAAACUCCCGACCAGAAGCCCGCGAACGUGAAAAAACUGCGGGAUCUGUACACCCCGGACCCGCCGAAGCCGAAGGAGAAAAAGAUCAUUCCCGGCGUGCCCGCCGGGCCCACGAACAAUGCGGAGAAGAAGCAACAAGAUCAUGCGCAGAAAAACGCGGCGGCUGCCGGGCUGAUGGCCAUGCAGAUGCAAAAGGGGGGAAAGGGAAACGGGAUGGUAAAGAACAUCCAAGUGGUCCAGCAGCCGCAAUACGAUGUAUCCAUAGUACUCAUCAUUUCCUGUAGUACAGCAAACAGAGACAGACAAAUGCAGAUCCUGCAAGACAAGAAAUUUCUCCAACCUUACUCAACACGACAAGCUUUAUGCGCUAGUACGUGGUAAAAUAAAUUUCGAAAUUUGUCAACAUGCUUUCUGCACAUUGUGAUCGUGCUACUGGAAAAUAAAUAGAUUUGUGUUGCAUAUCACGAUCACAACGUCUACGCGAGUCCGGACGACGAACCUGGGUCCCCGAACCCGCGACAGAACUACGCGCUAUCCAAGAAAAAAACUUCGUUAGUGUGAGUUUGUGAUGCGCAACUACGUGCAAGAUGAUUGCGUCUGUCAUGCUGGGAUGAAUGCGUUGUAGGGCCCAUUCAGCCGCGUUUUGCGAUGCUAUCUGCGCUGUUGACAGGUUUUGCUCUCAUCAUGCCACACAGAUUUGUAUAUGCUGUUCCUCCAAAAAAGGCACACCUACAGUCUUUUUUUCGUGGAUACGCGCGGCCGCGGGAACAGUUGCAGAAGUACGAAAUGAACUACGACACCAUGCUAUCAAAUGUGAAAAUGUCUGGGUCUGGAACAUUCUAAACUUGUGAUGCUGUCUCUGGAUUCUGAAAAAGUUUGUAUCGCAUGACCAGCAAGAGGACUCCAGUUUGUGCUACGCGGAGAGGUCAUCUCUUAUGCUGUAGAGGCAUCACAAAGCGCUCUAAAACUAAAAAUAUGUGAUGCUACGGCAUGCAUCACAGACAUCAUGGGUCAUGGAAAAUAUGCAUGACAAAUCUAGAAAUCUUCCAGACCCAGACAUUUUUACAUUUGAUACAUGCAGAGCAUGAAGAUGGGCGCCGCGCAGUUGCGGGAUUCCGGGAACAGGAAAUCUGGAACCAAUGUUCCGGACGUGGGCAACCGCCUUCCCUUAUGACAGUGCACAACUCCCCCUCCCCCUCAUUUGUCAUGCAAAGUACCCAUUUCACUCUUUGCCUCUUGGCACUGUUUGCAUGACAAGUUCAAGUUCUGGUAGCCUAAAUAGCACUUUACUCGAGUGCAAAUUUGUCAUGCAAAACCGGCGCUGUUGCUGAUGCUUGUAUUGUCGUUCAUGCUAUACAAAAUGAGGGGGAGGGGGAGUUGGGGACUGUUAUAUCUCUCCGGCUACGGCCAGACUCACACGGUGGCCGCGCAGCAAGCCCAGAUGCACAGCGGAAUCGCGAACGGAGGCGGGAUAUGAACUGCAAAUAUGUCUAGGUCAGGAAAGAUCCAAGGUUUGUCAUGCUUGUCGGACAUGACUCGCAAGUCUGUCAUGCACAUUACUCAAAAGCCCCACUCGUCUGUCAUGCAGAAGCUCACUUUGUCGUGCAGAAAAGGCAAGACUGUAGCACCUCCAAAACUUGUCAUGCUUGCCAGUCAAUUGAGGCGUCCACGUCUUUCGCAACCAGCAUCACAAGUUUCCAGAGCCAGACAUAUUUGCAUUUGAUACGGGAACAAGAAAUUUCAGCCGCAGGGCAUGCCGGCGCCCGGAGGCAUGGGAGCCAUGGUGCAGGGAAUGGGGGUAUAGGAUUUUGGAAAGGUUUUUCCAAUUACAUAUGUGGAAAAAACGCAGUGUCAGUGUCAAUGUAUGUGGAGAGAAACUACUUUAAUAUUUUCAAAUAGCAGAUUAUUGCCGACCAGCAUCGUUUGUAAGUUUACGCGCCACGACAGUGUGAACACUGUAAAAGAAUUUGCUCAACAGCGGCUCUCCACCAUGACAUCGAGCGUAAGUUUACGCACGAUAGUGUCGUUGAUGUGCAUAGAAAACGUAGCACGCCCGAAUCUUCCUCACCAUCCUGGAUAACUUUACGCACGAGAGUAUCAGGACACCAAAAGAAACCGGCUAAACUUACAUCGCUUCAUACCAUGCAGUGUAACGCUACGCACCAUGGUGUUGUCGAAGUGUAAUCUUUGCGCAACAAACAGCAUUCAGAUGUACGAACCAAUCAUUUCGAUUUUAAUCAGGGCGUUCUCGCGGCCCGUCGCCAGCAGGCCCAAGAAACGGAGCAGCAUUUCUCGGGUAUAACCCGCUCAGGUGUUACAAUCUCAAACGUUACAAUAGAAUCUGGAAUUUGUGUUGCAAAAUGCGCAACAUCUGGCCUACUCCAAAAGGAGCGCGCAUGACAAGUUUCGGAGCUCCAAACUCCAUCAGACUCUGACGAAAUUUGUAUUGCGAAAAGCCCAAGUCUCUUUAUGGUACUCAUGUUGUUCAUGCAAGACAAAUUCCAAAGUCUAUUGUAACGUUUGAGAUUGUAACAUCUGAGCAAGCCAUAUCGGGCGCAGGUGAGCUGACCAGCUCCGCUAGGAUGCGCAAGCAGAACGAGCAGCAAUACGAGCAGCAGCAGCGAUAUGGAACUGUCAGGAUCGAAAUCGAGAAAGUAGUUGAGAAGAUUUGUAAUGCAUAAAAUUGAUACCAGUUGGAAGCCCAAUUUCCAAGCGGCGCAUGACAAAUUUUUGGACCGCCGGCAUCCUAUUUGUCAUGCUGUUUGGGCACAGAAGACUGCUUUUGUCAUGCUCCUUUAGCAGCUCUAUCCCAAACCCUAAAUAGGCUCGCAAUCUGCCUCACUUGCCAUCCCGGCAAGACAGGCACUUCGUGCCUUGCAUUUCAUGCAUGACAAAUCAUUUGCAUUUCAACUUUGUCGAUUUCAAUCCUGACUCAUCCAUAAGCGACAGCAGGAGACGGCGGCGGAACGGGUGAAACGCAUGGCGGAGAAGCAGGCGAAGGGCUAUGGGUAUCAAAUGCAAAACUGUCUGGGUCUGGAAGAUUGCGCGACUUGUCAUGCAGAUUUUUGAUGACCCAUGAGGUCUGGAAUGCAGGAACUAGCACGACAGAUUCUGUGAGAUCUCUAUCAUGCCUGUUCUGCAUGAGAAAUAACUCCCUCUCAACUUGGUGAAAAGUGGACAACUUUUGGUAAGCAUGCAACGCAGAUUUUCACAGGAUGCAGACUUAGCAUGACAAGUUGCAACCUUCCAGACCCAGACGUAUUUGCCGUGCAUUAUGGGCACGCGGGGGCGAUGGCCAUGCCGGUCAUGGGGAUGGACAUGGGAUAUGCAUCGCAAAUAUGUCUCGGUCUGGAAACUUGUGAUGCUUUGUGGCGUAUCAUGAGGAGGCCACAAGUGCUGGCUCAGCAUGACAAGUUUCUGAGCUUCUAGGUGUUGCCUAUUCUGCAUGACAAACUGCGUCUCUGCAUGACAGAAAAAUGGGGCUAUUAGGUACGGCGCAUGACAGAUUUAAGAGUCAUGCCAGACAAGCAUGACAGACAUGCAUUCUUCCAGACCCAGACAUUUUUGCAUUUGAUAUGGGAGCGGUGAAACUGAAAACCGUGCCGAGGAACUAGAUCUUUUCGUAGUUUUGUUCUGCAAGAACCGCAUGACAAAAAUCCGCUUGAGGUUUGUUCUGCAAGAACUUGUUGCAAGAACCGCAUGACAAAAAUGAUAGCGAAGUCACCUCAACCGCUGCACUACAUGUUUUUGGUUUUCAUACUUACUCACAUGCUCAGGCGAGUUUUUCCUAUUUUUUUUACGUUUUUCAUCUAACGACAGGAGCGAAUGCGAACAAUUCAUGACUAAUACUUGAUGGACUUCUUCCAGACCAAUAGUUGAACAAGUCUCAUCUUGCUAAUUAUAUAAUUCCAGACCUGUACUAGGGACAGGUUCAGGUAGCAAAGUUUUAUUGUUCUUCACAUGAGAUGAAGAACCGGGCAACUACAUACAAGCAGUAGUUUGUCACCCUUUUUUUACUACGACGUUUUCCUGGUUUAUUUAUUAGGCGCAUUUUUAUCUGCUCUUUGCUUUCGGUAGCUAUUUUUCAAACGCAUUAGCUUCAGCAGAUCUUGGACUUGUUGUAGUUUCGAGAAAUUCUGUUUCUGGCUGCUUGAGCAGGUGCCAGGACGUCGUGGCCACCAAUUUUAUUCUCAAGCGGAUGAAAGUUGCGGCCUCAGAGGAUUCAUUGUCUCCGCGCUCCACAAGUUGUUGAGUUUUGCACGAGGACCUCGGGUUAUUUUCGCUCGAAGUAUUUAUUUUUAU
Molecule: messenger RNA, 4986 nt
Organism: Amoebophrya sp. A120
Lineage: Eukaryota; Dinophyceae; Syndiniales; Amoebophryaceae
Source: the annotation of a GenBank genome assembly